AUGUUGCUUCUCGGUUUAUUGUUGUUUUGUAUUUUGGAUUGGUCAUACAGUCAAACUGAUUUAUGCGACAAGAGACUGUUUUCCUCCUACACACAUCAAUCAAAACGAUCUGUGAAUUAUGAUGAAACAACAACGUUGAGUGAUAGAUUUAUGAGAGAGGGGUGGUAUGGUAGUCAAGACUUAAUCAUUCCGUCUGUGCAACCUGCUAGUGGACACUGUGGAGCUAAAUUUCCCAUCUUUUUACAAAGUGCACCGCGUGUUAAACGUGUUAUAGUAGACGUUAAAGCGUGUAUUCGUGAUUGUAUAACCCAAAUGGAUAUCAAGGCGUUAAAAUGUUCUGAUCGAUUAACCAUAUACAAAUUGGUACGACCGUUAAAUAGUGGCGCUGCAUAUUGUCUAGAUGGAAUCCAAACCGAUCUAUUAGAUUUUAACACAAACGUGACUGUUAAUACAAACCUAAGACCGGUUCCUGGUUCCGACGAUGAACAGGAAUUUAUAUUCGACUGUUCUUUUCCCAAUCCUAAUCAAGAUUCACAUGUAUACAAGGCGACAUGGUUUGUUGAUGAUGUGAUGGUAUACGAGUCUAACUAUACUGAUUAUAACGAUGUCAAUAAAAUCAGAAGUUUAACAGAUACUAGGCUAAGAGACAGUAACAUCACUACACUCGGCUUUCAGCUUCACUGUGAUAUAAGUGCAGCCGUAGAUACAAGUGGGGGGCGAUCGAGUUUCCCGUCAACUAGUAGGAAAAAAUUUAUUGGGAUGACAGUUCAGAAUCCGAAUAUAAAUUUAAAAGAAGGAGAAAAGGGAAGAAUAUCGUUUUGGUCUACAGUUCCUAUCGGUUGUGCUGAAACUGGUGGAUGUUUAUUAACAGUAACUGCUGAUAUACCCAAGGAAGGAGAGGAUCUUUGCGAACCUACUCCAACAGCUAAUGAGAUCACUUCAACAGUAACUGAGAAUUAUGGAGAAUCUGUUAUUCAGAAGAAAAUAUUUCUACGAACGGACAGUUCAUAUUUCAGUCACCCUAUCUGGCAGAAUUACUUCCUCGAACCAGUAACGAUCAAUAUAUUCAAGAAUACAUCCCUCAUUGAAGGCAGAUCCUGUGGAAUUCACCAAGAUCCGUAUUUAGAGGAUUUCUCCACCACCUUUUGGUAA
Lottia gigantea (owl limpet) is the source of this 1152-nucleotide messenger RNA. RefSeq lists its product as hypothetical. The coding region runs from base 1 to 1152 and encodes 383 amino acids. NCBI's taxonomy places the organism in Eukaryota, Metazoa, Mollusca, Gastropoda, Lottiidae. The transcript is spliced from 10 exons. The record is from RefSeq and is a predicted model, not a curated record.